AUGGCAAAGGAGUGUCUUGAGACAAACUAUUAUGGUGUGAAAAGAAUGACUGAAGCAUUUUUUCCACUCCUCCAAUAUUCCAAGUCGCCGAGGAUUGUCUGCGCUAAAGGAGUAUUAAGUGACACUGAACACCUCACAGAAGAAAAAAUAGAAGAGGUGAUAAAUCAAUAUCUGAAGGACUUCAAAGAAGAUUCACUUCAAGCCAAGGGCUGGCCUUCUCUCAUGUCAGCCUACAUACUCUCUCAAGCAGUGAUGAACGCGUACUCCAGGAUCAUGGCAAAGAAGCACCCAUCUAUACAGAUAAAUUGCAUCUGCCCUGGUUAUGUGAAAACGGAUAUCAGUUACAAUCGUGGGGUAUUUCCUGCUGAAGAAGGCGCGAAGAGUCCUGUAAGGCUUGCUCUGCAGCCUGAUAACAGCCCUUCUGGUUUAUUCUUUGUUCGGAAAGAAGUCUCAUCUUUCAAAUAA
Molecule: messenger RNA, 465 nt
Organism: Capsicum annuum
Lineage: Eukaryota; Viridiplantae; Streptophyta; Magnoliopsida; Solanales; Solanaceae
Product: short-chain dehydrogenase/reductase 2b-like
Exons: 2
Coding region: 1-465 (154 amino acids)
Cellular component (GO): membrane
Source: RefSeq, a predicted model, not a curated record